CUAGGCUCGGGCAUUUCCGCCUCUUUGUUUUAAACUCCGGACGGAUUUUUUUCCUCCUUUUCGGGGGGACCCGGAGGGAGCGGCACCCCCUCCCCCUCUCCCCCUCCUCGCGCGGCCCCCGCGCGCGGCCCCGCCGAUCGGCGACUCGCAGGUAACUGAUCAGCAAUCUUCCAGUCUUGGUGGCUACUUCAUGAACUGAACUGAUCUGGAGGUUUGGGUACUGCCCAAUGCUUGUGAAGCUGCACAAGAUAUCAUAAGGCUGAGCGAAGUGGUACACUGUCAUCAGUAUUUUUACAAGUAAAAUGAAGAUUAGUUUUUAAAGUUUCCAAAAUGUAGCAUGAGAUUCCAGUCUGUCUGCUAGAAAAUGGAAAAUAAACAAGGGACAGAGGAAAGGAGCAAGGGUGAAGAGCCAGAAUACAAACUAAGACAGACUAACCGGGAUAACAGAGUAAAGCCAGUAGCGUAAAACCCCAAUGAGAAGACAAACUGAAGACAAAGAAAACAUCUAGAAGAGACACCAAAGAUGUUGACCAGAAAGAUUAAGCUUUGGGACAUAAAUGCCCAUAUCACAUGCCGCCUGUGCAAUGGAUACCUAAUUGAUGCUACCACUGUAACGGAGUGUUUGCAUACCUUCUGUAGAAGUUGCCUGGUAAAGUAUUUGGAAGAAAAUAACACUUGUCCUACGUGUAGAAUUGUUAUUCAUCAGAGUCAUCCACUGCAAUAUAUUGGUCAUGACAGGACAAUGCAAGAUAUUGUUUACAAAUUGGUACCAGGCCUCCAAGAAGCGGAAAUGAGGAAACAGAGGGAAUUCUAUCACAAAUUAGGCAUGGAAGUGCCAGGAGACAUCAAAGGAGAGACUUGCUCUGCAAAGCAGCACUUAGACUCACAUCGGAAUGGUGAAACAAAAGCCGAUGACAGUUCAAAUAAAGAAACAUCAGAAGACAAACAAGAAGAGGAUAAUGACUAUCACAGAAGUGAUGAACAGGUAAGCAUCUGCCUGGAAUGCAAUAGCAGCAAAUUACGUGGAUUGAAACGAAAAUGGAUCCGCUGCUCAGCACAGGCAACAGUCUUGCAUCUAAAGAAGUUCAUUGCCAAAAAACUUAAUCUUUCAUCUUUCAAUGAGCUGGAUAUAUUAUGCAAUGAAGAAAUUCUUGGCAAGGACCACACACUCAAGUUUGUAGUUGUUACUAGAUGGAGAUUUAAGAAAGCACCUCUACUGCUACAUUACAGACCCAAAAUGGACUUGCUGUAAGAGAACUUUAGUGUCCUUUGGGACAGAGUUUUUUGCAGAGACUAUCACCAGGCACCUUCUCAGUGCAUCACUUAACUCACAUCACAUGACCCAGUAGAAUUGUUCUGGAGGACCAGUGAUCUCACAGCACACCAUACUUCAGAAUCUUUCUUCUGGGUGACGUGGGAACCAGAUUUCUGAAAGAGAAUAUUUAUACCUUUUUGUACGAAAAAAAAAAAGAAUUCACAACUCAACAAGACACUACCAGCACUAAGUUUACAGAUUAUGAAAACACUUCACAGUUUUAUGUAGCUGAAUAGCAUUCGUCUCUUUGCUGCGAUUUCACAGGACAGAUUAAUAAAUGUAAUAGUGAUAUAACUGUCACUUUCCUGACACCAAAUUACUUUUGCUUGCUUUCCAUGUCUUGAAAAGUGGAAUUAAUUUCCGUAUAUUUUAUGAAUUUGAUUUCAUUGUUUGCCUCAAUAUUUUGGCUUUCAUCCAGUCCUUCCAAAGCCACUGCAGAUCCCUUUUGGUGGUGAUUGACUGUAUUUAUGUUGCCUUUAACUUCCUGAAGACUUAGAAGAUUUUUAUUAAGAUUUUAUUUAAUAGCAUAUCAAUAGGGAAUUCCAUUAAUUUUAUAAUUUAAUCAUGGCAUUAAAGUUUUCAUAUUAAAUAAAAGGAAGAUAAUAGUUCCCCCAGUUUGCCUCUAUAUUUUACUAUAUAGCAUAAAAUAUCAUCAGAUCACUUAACAAGAAUACUCACAAGUGCUUAAUAUGUUACUUGAACUUAUUUUAAGGUAGACGUGUCAUACAGAGUUAGAGCUUGCAGAAAUCUGUUCUUAUCUGGGAGGUAACUUGUUUUAAAAAAUAUAUCACUAGUCAUGAAGACAGUGCAAUAGAAAAUGUUUUCAUUCUUAGAGCUGAGUGUUAUAUAUUGUUUUUAGUUGUUUUAACAGUGGCUUACAGAACAAUUCUAGUUUUCUUUUAAUCAUUUCUAUGGAAAAAGUAUAUAAUGUGUCGAUACCAUAAUUUGUACAUUUGUCCUUUCCCCUGUUCAUUUCACAUAUGUUUUAGUAAUCUGGAGGUAUAAUGGCAUUCUGUUUCUUAUUUAGGGGCCUGAUUUAAUUGAUAGUGUCUUGGGUAGCAACUACCAAAUUGAGUAGUUAAAGCUUCAUUGAGGUCUUGGCUUGAGCUGGUAGUUACCAAGUUUAAAAAAAAAAAAAAAGCCUCCUAAAGGCUGUACCCAGCUACACAAAGAUGAAGUAGAGAGAAAUGAGGCAAUUUCUGUCCAUUUUAGGCCAAACAGGCCUAAAAAGGCCAACAUUUUUACCUGAUUUGCCCACAUGAUUGCCUUCUUUCUUAGCUUUGCCUUGUAUGCAUGUGUACCCAGCCUGCAUUCUCUAUGGUAAAUGUUCAUCUAGAAUGAUUUCUGCAAGCUACACAUUAUGACUGCUGACUGGUAUAGAAAGAGGUUAAAAAGGACUCAGAAUGAAUUCUAGUCAUUCUUGACCAAUAGAAGUUGCUUUUUACUUGAUAAGCUGAAAACUCCAGUCAGUAUAUGGUUUUGUUAAACCCUUUCUUUACUAAAACAUGGGUAUCUUUGGCUUUUUACAGAAUAGCAUCCCCUAUUUGCCAACACACAAACAUUUAUAAAAAUAGUGAUUUGGAGUCUAAGUAAGAGUGAGAGUGGAGCCAUUUACUGAAGUAAUCCCAAUUGAAGUCACCAAACGAACCCCCCACAAGUCUGGUGUGCUUUUGGAUACAUCCCUCCCUCCUUGCUCCCCAUUUUUGUUGUGUUGUGAACUGGAGAAAUCCAAGUUUAAAACAUACCAUGAAUGCCAUCAUCCUCAGAGAACCUGGAGAUCCUGUGCAGUUCACCUUUCUCCCUCAGUGGUAACAGAAACUGAGGUGGGGUCGAGGAGGAGCCUGUGGUUCUAGGGUAUUUGGUCCAGCAUAGUGUCAUUGGCAGUGCUGGCCCUUAGGAGACUAUCUUUCUCAGCAUGUAUAUCUUUGGUGGCGGAGUUCAUGAAUUCAUUUUUGAAGGUAUAAUUGGGCUCCUUCGUACACCUCCUUUUUUUUCCUUCCCAUUUCAUGUUUCAUAUGCAUGAAAUGGAAGGAAUUAAUAAUUAACGCAACUUCAUUCUUAGCUAACAGCUAAUUAAAUCAAUUCAAUCCAUUUGACCAUAAAUUAGGCAAUUAAAACCUAAACACAAAACUUAUUAAUUCAGACUAUUUAAAAUCAGCUUCUUUAUAUAAAUCUAGUUAAGUUCACUUCUGGUAUGGUUUGAACUGUUAACUUACCCAAGCUCAUAGCCUGAUACCCCAUCCAAAUCAGAUUUAUCAUAUGAGGGUUUAAUGAUUAGAUAUGUGUAUAUAUAAUAAAUGUUACCUGUCUACCUCAAAAUAUAUAAUCUGCUGAAGCAUUCUGCAAGACUAGAAAUUACUGCAAUGCCAUUUUAAGCAAAACGUUUAAAACUUGGGUAGUUUCCUGUGUGAUGAAACUGAGAAAGGAUUAAACAGUAUCAACAUGCAAAUUCAGAUUAAAAGUAAUUCACAGUCAGUUGUAACUUGGCUUCAUAACAGUCUGCAUUAUACAUAUUUGUAAGUUUGUAGCUAUCUUUAAAAUCACUUGAAUUUGCUAUGGUGCUAUGUCAAUAUGUUUAAAUAUAGGUAAUCUAUGUAUAGAUAUGUAGGUAAUAUAUGGAAGCCAGUAUUAACAUCUCUAACUGGUUAUUGAUUAUUAAUUAUUGUGUUUAACUCUGCUUUUGUAAGUGUGUUAACCCGAUAAAACCUCAGUGGCAAAAGUACCUAUUUUUAUAAAAUUGCAUCAUGUCAAAAUCUCUUCACAACAGGACUAUUUUCCUUGGGGAGUUUUCUGCUCCAUUUGGCUUAGCUUAUUGUAGCUUUCUCUACUAAGAGGGACUGUGCCUAAGUAAAUGUCACCGGCAGAGGGAAGCCUCAAAGUCAGAUCCUGCUUCCUUCCCUUCUAUGGAGCUUCAAAAAACAUUUCAUUCAAGGCGGAAUUGUUUAAAAUGUGCAUUUUUGCCCCCAGAAUGAAAGCCAGGCUCACUUUGUGUUUGGAUAAUCAUUCAGAUUUGUUCAGUACUUUCAUGCAGGUGGAGUUACUGUGAAGUAGUUUUCACCACUAUUUAGCUGGUCAAACAGUUGCAGCUCAAUUAUCUUGUUGAAUUAUCUUCAGCAGCAGUGAGACGGAUUCCCCAGGCAUUAGUCUCACUAGAUAGAGUUUUCAUUGAAAAUAGAGAAUUCAGAUAGAAUAUAUAAUAUUGAAUUUAAGAUUUGGGGGGUUUAAAAAAAAAGAAAACUUAACUUUAUAAAAUUAUUUAUUCUAUUUUAAGCCUUCUAUCAUAAUUUGCCAUCCAAAUAUUUUGUUUUCCGUGGUCCAGCUUUAUUUACGGGCAUAUAAAAUGAAAUUGUGAGAUGUUUUACAAGCUUCUUUUUACCUUGAGUAGCUUUUGAUUUGUAUGUUUUUGUUUAUGUGGAUGAAGAGCAUGACUUCUGCUUCUGUGCAAUAGGUUCAAACGUGCAUUUAUUAGACCUAUGUUGGAAUGGCAAUGUAGCAUCUACUCACUGCUGAACUGAAAGGUAAUUAAUUGUAGGUGGGAUUUUAAAGUGUGUACAUCCAGCUACUUGGGUUUGCUUUUUCAUGUUUUAUUUCUUUUUCUGAUUGUAAGAAUGACAUUAUGAGAUUAAAAUAGUGCGUGUGUACGUGUGUGUGUGUGUGUGCACAUGCACGUGUGAAAGAACUACCUGUCAGCAAUAUUUAAAAAUAAAUGAUUAGGCAAGAAACCUUAA
This is a messenger RNA of Vombatus ursinus (common wombat), 5043 nucleotides long. Its product is annotated as polycomb group RING finger protein 3. The record is from RefSeq and is a predicted model, not a curated record. Lineage: Eukaryota; Metazoa; Chordata; Mammalia; Diprotodontia; Vombatidae. The transcript has 13 exons. Gene Ontology annotation, biological process: regulation of transcription by RNA polymerase II. Gene Ontology annotation, cellular component: PRC1 complex. Bases 524 to 1252 code for a protein of 242 amino acids.